Messenger RNA from Theobroma umbraticum, 1717 nucleotides. RefSeq names its product serine carboxypeptidase-like 7. Gene Ontology annotation, biological process: secondary metabolic process; proteolysis. NCBI's taxonomy places the organism in Eukaryota, Viridiplantae, Streptophyta, Magnoliopsida, Malvales, Malvaceae. Gene Ontology annotation, molecular function: serine-type carboxypeptidase activity; acyltransferase activity, transferring groups other than amino-acyl groups. The record is from RefSeq and is a predicted model, not a curated record.
AUGGCAAGUGAAAUGAAGAUGGCGCUGCUAGUCUUUUUAUUCUUUCUUUUUCAGGUUUGCUCACGGCUUGCUUUCGCUCAUUCUUCUGUCAAGUUUCUUCCUGGGUUUGAGGGGCCUCUCCCUUUUGAACUUGAAACCGGGUAUGUAGGUGUUGAUGAUUCAGAGGAUGUUCAGCUCUUCUACUACUUUGUAAAGUCGGAAAGAAAUCCUGAAGAGGACCCUCUUAUGCUUUGGUUGACUGGUGGCCCUGGCUGCUCUGCGUUUUCCGGUCUCGUUUUUGAAAUAGGUCCAUUGAAUUUCAAGGCCGACGUGGAGUACAACGGAAGCUUACCGACUUUGGUAUUGAAUCCAUACUCAUGGACAAAGGUUUCCAACAUCAUAUUCGUAGAUUCACCAGUUGGCACAGGAUUCUCCUAUGCAAGAAACAAUUUUGCUGCACAGACAGGUGACCUCAAACAAGUUAACCAGCUCCACCAAUUUCUUCGUAAGUGGCUGAUGGAUCAUCCAGACUUCAUUUCAUGUCCGGUCUAUGUUAGUGGGGACUCGUAUUCUGGCAUUCCAAUCCCAGUCCUUGCUCAAGAGAUCUUACAUGGAAACGAAGAAGGUAUCAGACCCACAAUUAGUCUACAGGGAUACGUACUCGGGAACCCUGCAACAGUGCCAAGUCUUGAAGCCAACCUCAAGAUUCCAUAUGCUCAUGGAAUGGGACUAAUUUCUGAUGAACUUUACGAGUCACUGAAGAGAAGUUGUGAGGGAGAGUACCAAAUUGUUGAUCCCAGUAACGAGGAGUGCGAGAAAGAUAUUCAAUAUUUCUCCAAUUGUAUUUCAGGAAUUCAAACUGCCCAAAUUCUGGAGCCGACCUGCCCUUUUGCUUCCCCAAAGCCACAAGAGAUUGGUGGAAAGCGUGAUCUCGAAGAACAGCAUGGAGAAGUACUCCUUGAAGAUGAACCGCCGCCGCCACCACCGCUUCCUACAUUGGGCUGUCGUACUUAUGCAUACUUGCUCUGUCAUUAUUGGGCUAACGAUGAUAAUGUCCAGAAGGCACUCCACAUUAGAAAGGGAAGCAUAGGACAAUGGCAGCGGUGCACUUUUGGAUUACCUUAUACAGCCGAUGUUCCAAGCAGUUUUCCGCAUCAUGCUAACCUCAGUGCCAGAGGGAUCCGCGCUCUAAUAUACAGUGGCGACCAUGACCUACUCGUGCCCUUCUUGGCAACUCAAGCAUGGAUAAGAUCUCUGAACUAUACAAUUGUUGAUGACUGGCGGCCAUGGAUGCUGCGAGGCCAAGUUGCAGGAUACACGAGGACUUAUUCUAACAGGAUGACAUUUGCCACUGUUAAGGGAGGAGGUCACACAGCUCCUGAAUACAGGCCUGCAGAAUGUUUGGCAAUGUUUAAAAGGUGGAUAUCUGAGGAGCCUCUGUGAUAUAGGGACAUGGAAUAAUAGCAAGAACUGCUGAAACAUUAUGCUACAUAUAAUAAUAUCUGAAAUUUGACAUUGGGUUGAGUGCCAAAGAAAUAACAGUGUCCUGGCCAAAACAAAAGGAAAUUCUAUAAAAUAUUUGAAACCAUCAUACCAUGCUGUUCGCCUAAUAGUAAAUUGGUCUUCAAACCUUUGUUGUGGUACAUGGCACUCUUGUUGAAAAUCUUGUUUGUAGCAGAAGGGGAAAAGUACCACUUUCUGGAGACGCAUUUCAAUAAUAAGUUAUUUAUAUUUGGCA